Molecule: messenger RNA, 3111 nt
Organism: Opisthocomus hoazin
Lineage: Eukaryota; Metazoa; Chordata; Aves; Opisthocomiformes; Opisthocomidae
Source: RefSeq, a predicted model, not a curated record
AUGGCUGUGCCCUUGUCCAGUCGUGAUGUGCCCUUGUGCUCCCCCACCCCAGGGGCCAUCCUGGACAUCACCCUGAUCGCCAACGUGCAGAGCCUGUCCCACUCCGACUUCUUCCUCUCCUGUGUCAUGGGGGAGCGUGACGUGAGUUACCUGCAGAUCGAGCGGGAGAACAAGAUCGUGAUGACGCACCCCAAGACGGGCUUCCAAAACUACCGCAACCGCAGCAACCACGUCCAGGCCAGGGGCUUCUCCAUGGCCGAUCUGGUGGGGAUCCUCUACUGCCUGGGGCGCACCCCGACUGAGCAGGCCCAGGUGGUCUACGUGCACAACAGCCACAACGCCCACCUCUUCCCGGUGAAGGCCACGCUGUCUGUGAACGUCGCUGAGCCGGCCACCUUCUCUGCCAGGGUCCUCAAGAGGAAGGAGAUGGACGUUAUGUGGAAAAGAAAUGGCACCUACUACCAGACCACGGACCGGGGCGAGGUGCAGGGCAACCUCGUCACCCUGACGCUCCCCAAUGUCAGCGUGACUGAAAACGGGGUCUACAGCGCCACGUUCAUGGGGGACAGCCCUCUGUGGAGCGCCUUCUACCGCCUGAUCGUGCGAGCCUGCCCUGCCAGGAAAUGGGGACCGUCCUGCAAGAAGGACUGUCCCGACUGCCUGAACGGCGGCGUCUGCCACGACCAUGUUGGCGAAUGCAUCUGCCCUCCUGGGUUCAUGGGCACCCGCUGCGAGCGAGCCUGCCGGGAAGGUCAGUUCGGCCGCAACUGCCAGGAGACGUGCCAGAGAGCCCAGGGCUGCCAGGGGCUGAGCUUCUGCCUGCCGGACCCCUACGGCUUCCCUGCCAGUGACAGUGUGGAGCUGCGCAAGGCUGACGGCACCGUGCUCAAGCUCAUCAAAGCCAUCAUUGAGCCGGGGCAGAUCACCUGCGAGUUUCAGGUGCGGCACCUGACAAAGGCAGACACGGGGCUCUGGGAGUGCCGGGUCUCCACGACCGGAGGCCAGGACAGCCGGAAAGUCAAAUGGGGGGUGCCACCAGAGCCCCUGAGCCCCCCACGGCUGCUGGCCAAGCAGAGCCGCCAGCUCGUGGUGUCACCCGUGGACUGCUUCUCUGGCGAUGGACCCAUCACCUCCAUCAAGCUGCUCUACAAGCCCAAGGACGACACCUCAGCGUGGUCAUCCAUUGUGGUUGACAACAGCGAGAAUAUCACCCUCAUGAACCUCCGGCCAGUGACUGCCUACAUCGUCAAGGUGCAGCUGAGCCGGCCAGGGGAUGGUGGGGAGGGCAGCAAGGGGCCUGAGGCCGUCAUGGUGACCGAGUGCCUCGAGCCCACAGUCAAGCCUGUGAUCGAAGGUUGGUCCAUAGAGGAAAAAAACACACUUCACGUCAGCUGGAAAUUGUCAAGUGGCCACGAGCCAGCACACGGGUUCAUCGUCCGCCUCUUUGACUCUGCAAGGCGGCUGGUCUGUGAGAAAAACAUCACAUCCAUCUCCGUGCUCUCUGCCCGCAUCGGGGACCUGGAGUUCAACAAGGAGUACUGGCUGCUGGUGCUGGUGUACCACUGCACCAGCCUGGGGCCCCCCUCCGACCUCUACAAGGUCAUGAUCAACAGCAAAGGCCCCUCCUCCCCACGAUCGCUCUCAGCAGAGUCCGUGUCUGACACCGCCGUCAGGCUCUCCUGGCAGGUCCCCGAGUACCCGAACGGGGGCAUCACCAAGUACAUCGUGGAGCUGCAGCAGGUGGGGGGGACCAGCGAGCCCCAGUGGAUCGACACCGACAGUGGCGCUGAGACCACCAAGAUCGUCGGGGGCCUCAACGCCAGCACCAGCUACCAAUUUCGCGUUCGGGCCAACUCCCAUGUCCCAGGGGAGUGGAGCCAACCUGUGAAAGCCAAGACCCUGGGGGACGGAGCGCUGAGCGUGCCGCCCAGCCUGGGCAGCCAGAGCACCGAGCAGGCAGGAAUAGACCAGCAGCUGCUCUUGGCCAUCGUCGGCUCCCUGUCUGUCACCUGCCUCACCAUCCUCUUUGCCCUCCUGGCACUCUUCCUCAUCAAGAAGAAUUUUUUCCACCGGCGUCGCACCUUUACCUACCAGUCUGGCUCGGGGGAAGAGACCAUCCUGCAGUUCAACUCGGGGACACUGACCCUGACGCGCCGGCCCAAGCCACAGCCUGAGCCCCUCAGCUACCCCAUCCUGGAGUGGGAAGAUAUCAAGUUUGAGGACAUGAUCGGAGAGGGCAACUUCGGGCAGGUCAUCAGGGCCAUGAUCAAAAAGGAUGGCCUCAAAAUGAAUGCAGCCAUCAAGAUGCUGAAAGAGUUUGCUUCAGAGAAUGACCAUCGGGACUUUGCCGGGGAGCUGGAGGUGCUGUGCAAACUGGGCCAUCACCCCAACAUCAUCAACUUGCUGGGUGCCUGCGAGAACAAGGGCUACCUGUACAUCGCCAUUGAGUAUGCUCCCUAUGGAAACCUCCUCGACUUCCUCCGCAAAAGCCGAGUCCUGGAGACGGACCCGGCCUUUGCUAAGGAGCACGGCACCGCCUCCACCCUCACCUCCCAGCAGCUCCUCCAGUUUGCUUCAGACGUGGCCAAGGGGAUGCAGUACUUGAGUGAGAAGCAGUUCAUCCACAGGGACCUGGCAGCCAGGAAUAUCCUGGUGGGAGAAAACCUGGCCUCCAAGAUUGCCGACUUUGGCCUCUCCAGAGGGGAGGAAGUCUACGUGAAGAAGACAAUGGGCCGCUUGCCGGUUCGCUGGAUGGCCAUCGAGUCCCUGAACUACAGUGUGUACACCACCAAGAGCGACGUGUGGUCGUUUGGUGUCCUGCUCUGGGAGAUCGUCAGCUUGGGGGGGACGCCAUACUGCGGGAUGACAUGCGCCGAGCUCUACGAGAAGCUGCCGCAGGGCUACCGCAUGGAGAAGCCACGCAACUGCGACGAUGAGGUGUACGAGCUGAUGCGGCAGUGCUGGCGCGACCGUCCCUAUGAGCGCCCGCCCUUCGCCCAGAUCUCCAUGCAGCUCAUCCGCAUGCUCGAGGCCAGGAAGGCCUACGUGAAUAUGGCCCUGUUCGAGAACUUCACAUAUGCUGGGAUCGAUGCCACUGCCGAGGAGGCGUGA